CAAUCAUUUCCAAGAUAAAGAGAAGCAUCAUUGAAAACACUGCUUCACUUAUUGCCUGUCAGCCAGAGAAAAAUGGAGAACUUCCCGCAAUCGUCCGCGCCACCGCUAGAUUACCGCAAAUUGUCCCACAAAAUCACCGAAAUCGCCGCCGGCGAAGCUCACACUCUCGUUCUCACUGCGGAUGGGAGGGUUUAUUCUUGGGGUAGAGGAAUGUUUGGCCGGCUCGGCACCGGAUCGGAGUUCGACCAGCUAUUUCCGGUCAGAGUUGAAUUUGGGUCUGCACCGGUUAAAAUUGUGGCUAUUGCCGCUGGGGCUUAUCACAGUCUCGCGCUUGCAGAUGAUGGAUCAGUUUGGGGCUGGGGUUACAAUGUCUAUGGCCAACUUGGUGGAAAUGGAGAAAAUUAUUUAGCUCCACAUUUACUGGAUGGAUUCCUUGGGCUGGGUUCCCCUAAUACAGCAAGAGAGGACUCAGAAAGGAAGACACUGAUGAUUUCCUCGGUCAAAGCUGGUGCAAUGAUGUCUGUGGCAAUUGACAGUCUUGGGGGUCUAUGGAUUUGGGGCAAUUGCCCUCAGCCACAACAAGAUAAGUCUACCGAGGCUGAAUUCUCUCUCACCUGCACUUUUAAUCCAGUACCUGUCUGGAACUUUCAUGGACACACUGUUGUUAAGGUGGCAUGUGGAAAUGAGCAUGUAGUGGCAUUAGUGACUAUUGGAGAAACAUAUAAAGGGAAUGAUCUUGUCUGCUAUUCUUGGGGUGGCAAUAGCCAUGGCCAGUUAGGUUUGGGAGAUAGGGAGAGCAGGCUCUUUCCCGAAAUCAUCGAACCCUUUAAUUCAGAAUCUCCUUGGACUGUAUAUGAGGUAGCAUGCGGGUCUUUCCACACAGCUUUAAUAGCACAGAAAAGCCCGAGUGACAUGUUAGAAAGUGUAUGCUGGACAUUUGGCCUCGGCGAGAAUGGCCAAUUAGGUCACGGCACUACCCAAAGUUAUUUUUCCCCUGAACCCGUGAAAGAGUUGCCAAAAACUGCAUUUCUCAUUUCUGUUGACUGCGGCUUAUUUCACACCAGCGUUGUCUCAUCAGCUGGAGAUGUAUGGUCAUGGGGAAUGGAAAGAGGCCUGGGCCUGUGCCCUGAUGCAAGGUUUAUCGGAACUGAAACGGGUGAUGCAAUAUUGCCCUUGUCGAUUCCUUGUAAUGGGCAUUAUGGGCCUAAAUUUCCAGAGCCUGUUCAAGUUGUCUGUGGUGCAGCCCAUACUGUUCUCCUUGCAGAUUCGGGAUACAAGCUUUGGUCUUGGGGCAGGGGACGCAGCGGGGUCCUUGGAACUGGGAAAAUAACUGAUUCUUUCGCUCCAACUGUUGCGAUGUGGCCACCUAUAGACGAGGAUUCCAAUGAGGAGGUUUUAGACAAUAAUGAUAAAAACGAAAAAACUGAAGAAAAGAAACCUAAGGACAUUGUUGAAAUGGAGAAGAAGUUAUUGGACGCGAUGGGGGAGAUAAAUCAACUUCAAUCCAAACUUUCUGUGAUGGAAAGGUAUGCCGGCAUCCUCCACAGCUCUAUCUUCGGGAGACCUUUUCAAGAGCAAGACAUUCCCGCCUCAUUGCAGAGCGGUGGCACAUUUGACAUCGCAAAGGAGUGGGAAAACAUGUUGGAGUCAUCAGAUCGUGGCAAGCUCGUGAGGUUAGAGAUGUUUUACCGCAACAUGCUUGCUGGUGUCAAGGAUAACGUUUUGAAGAAACGGAUCAAGGAGAUCGUUGUAGACUGCCUUGGCUCCUCUCGGUAAAGGAAUGACGCAAUAUGUUUGGCUACAAUCUUUAAGGUACACACCAUCACCUUGUUAUUUUCUUUGCUUACCUUUUUGAUGAUUGCAUCCAAAGUCCCUCCAUGCAUGCAUUUCUUCAGUUCUCCAAGCAAUAUUAGUUUUUGUAUGUAUACUCAAAUAUUGUUUGACCAAUAUAAUCAAGCAGUAGUGAGUUAUAUUGCCUUGUAAAUGCGGAUCACUACAUAAUUAUUGAUGAUUUAGUGUGGUGGUGAGAUAAA
Molecule: messenger RNA, 2033 nt
Organism: Ipomoea nil (Japanese morning glory)
Lineage: Eukaryota; Viridiplantae; Streptophyta; Magnoliopsida; Solanales; Convolvulaceae
Product: ultraviolet-B receptor UVR8
Exons: 5
Coding region: 73-1776 (567 amino acids)
Source: RefSeq, a predicted model, not a curated record